AUGCUGGCUUUGAGCGGCUGCCACGAUUCUACGCUCGCGGCCAUUCUAACAAGUCUUGGUGCUCUCAAACUUGAAACUUGGCCGCAAUUCACGAGUUAUGUUACUCUCGAAUUAUUCAGAGAGUCCGAAGAAUAUGUCGAGGAAAAGUGGGUGGUGAACGACGGAGCACUCCCAGCUGCAUCAGCACAACGUCUCAAAAUCGAUGACAGACAUCACCAGGCUAGUCAACAAGACAGAGUCCUGGACCAGAAACCAGCCGAUAGAGAAUCCCCUCCAAAGAUAGGCCGAAGGAGAGUGGAUUCAUUAUACCCGUCAGAGCGCACACAGCUAGAUGGCUACUACGUACGCGUAUUGUACAACGGAAAGCCUCUUACUGUCCCUGGCUGCAAUACUUCUAAUAAGCACCUUGAUGGAGAUCAGACCUUCUGCACCCUUGAAGCAUUCAAAGGCAUUGUAGAUAAGUUCACCCCGCUAAAUUGGAAGAAAGAUUGCAGGAGAAACUUGGACAAGCCUGCAAUUCCAAGCAGACCUGAGCCAGCUGGAUAUUGA
This is a messenger RNA of Cadophora gregata, 549 nucleotides long. RefSeq lists its product as uncharacterized. The transcript has a single exon. Bases 1 to 549 code for a protein of 182 amino acids. The record is from RefSeq and is a predicted model, not a curated record. Lineage: Eukaryota; Fungi; Ascomycota; Leotiomycetes; Helotiales; Ploettnerulaceae.